AUGAACUCUUCUCCCACCUGUACAUCUGGUCAGCAAGAAAAACAAAUCCAUCAACAAAAGAAUGCUUCCAAUUUAAUAACCAUUUGUCCUAAAAAACGUGUACCAACCGGUAGCCUCCAUGACUUGGAUGAGAUCCUUCUUCUUGGGGAUCCUCUUGAUAUCAAUCUUAAUGUCAGUGAGUGA
Molecule: messenger RNA, 183 nt
Organism: Sphenostylis stenocarpa
Lineage: Eukaryota; Viridiplantae; Streptophyta; Magnoliopsida; Fabales; Fabaceae
Source: the annotation of a GenBank genome assembly